AUGGGUAUCUGUCAAGAAGAAGAUCUAGAGUCAUCAAACGUUGAACAAUUUAAUAAGAAAUUUCUAGAAAAUAAGUCUACGUCUUUUUUAAUAAAUAAUCAUCAUGAAUAUGAAAACCAUCCUAUAAACUAUAUCAACAAUAAUGGGAUGCUUUUACCCCAAACAUUCUUUGAUUCACCUUCGAGUAUUUUUGAUAACUUACUACCUUUUAGUAAUAACCCAAGCUCAUUCUUAACAGGCAGUAGGAAACUUCCAACUGAUUCACAAUUUGAAAAGUGUAAGAAAUUAAGUGGAUUGUCUGUAUGGGAUACUUCAGGUAUUUGGAAUUGUUUAUUCCCUAAAAAUACGCCCUCUGACGAAAUCAAUCCACCAUAUACUAAUCCUUUCAAAAGCAAUACAUCCAAUAACAAUGAAGGUAACAGCAUUAAUAAGUCUCGAUUUUCUACCCAUUGGGAACCAAAACUAUUAUCAGCUCCAAAUAAAGAAGAAGUACUUGCCGAUAAGAAACACGAUUUAGGGUUGUUCUUCUCGAAUUAUAAUGUUUAUUUAUCCUGGAAACUACAUAUGAAAUCUCUAGAGAAAGAUCUACUUGAGACUAAGAGAAAAGAGUUGAUCAAACAGCAAAAUAAACAAAUCAACUUUCCAAACACUCCUGAAGAUAUUCAAAUAUUUGGAUCGUCUUCUGCUACUGGAAAUGACAAUAAAAAUAAAAAUAUUAUCGGAACGUCACAGUCGAUUAGUAUGAAUUCUACCAAUGAGGGGAAACAGAAAAUUAGCCUCUACAAGACAUAUUUUGACGAUGGGACCGUUUCUGUUAAAACUGAAACUGAAACGACUCCUUGGAAUACAAAAAAGACUACUAAAAAUACCAAGGAAGAAACCAUUCUUGUAGAAGAUGACAACUCAUAA
Molecule: messenger RNA, 909 nt
Organism: Henningerozyma blattae CBS 6284
Lineage: Eukaryota; Fungi; Ascomycota; Saccharomycetes; Saccharomycetales; Saccharomycetaceae
Gene: MPM1
Product: Mpm1p
Exons: 1
Coding region: 1-909 (302 amino acids)
Source: RefSeq, a predicted model, not a curated record